UGAAAAUGCGGAAGUAUAGCUUUAAAAAUACAUUCAAUGUUUUGAUAAUCUGGCUUGUUGUGUAAUGAAAAGUAAUUUUUUUUAAAUGUAUGCACAUAUUAUAGUAGUAUAUAUGCAUUAAUGGCAGGGAAUGAUAUAAAACAAAGUUUACGUAAAUUAGAUUUUCCUUAUUGCGCUAGAGAAGCAUUAUGCAAAAUCGGUAAUAUAAUAAUACAUAGACCUGGGAAACAAAUGGAUUUACAACUGGAUUUAAUAUCGGAAUUUGUAUUUGGAGAAAUAGAAAGACGAAAAAAACGUAACUUGACAAUAGCAAUACAAGAGUUGCAAUUAAUAGAAGUUCUAAGCGAUUUUUUUCAAAGUCCUGGAGGAAGUGCUGCUGUGCGCAAUGCAGUUUUUUUAUCUCUUUUUCCUGCAGAUAGUCCCAGAUAUAAAAUCUUAGGCAAUUUAGUAUCUUUAUCCAUUGCGACUCAAAAUAAAGCAAUCUUGAAUGCAACUGGAAUUUGGAUGCAACAAUUAGGAUCUACUUCAUCACAGAGUGUAGGAUUAGCAAGGCAUGUACUUAAUGACUAUUUUGUCCUUACUCCAAAAUCUAUUGACAAGUUGAAGCAGCUUCCUGUUCUUGCAUCACAUUUCACUGCCAACUUACUAACGGCAAUAGGUGAAGUUUAUGAAGACAAAGAUCCACCUACGGAACUGCUCAGAUUGGUAGGAGAAUGGAUAGAUGAAAACCCAAGCUUAUUAUUAACUCCUUUGAUGGAUAAUCCUGCUUUACCAACUGGUGGAAUUCCAAUGACACCAAUAACACCAAUUGCAGGUUUAUUUAGAUGGUGCAUUUUAUCACCUGUACGUUCAAAUACUAUAGAAAAUACAGAAUAUUCAGAGGAACAAAAAAAAUUGUAUUCUAAAAUUCAACAAUUGCUUAUGGACUCUGUAUUAAGAUUAAAAAAUAGUGGAAAUAAUAAACAUGCAAUAUCUGCACAACAUUUUGCAGCUACUACUCGAACUUUGACAACUAAUUUACAAUCUCAUUCUACUUCACAUGAUUUAGCUAUGGAACGCCUUGCUCAAGCUGUUAGUGCAGCUAUGUCUGCAAAUUGUAUUUAUGGAAACAAACAAGAGUUAUUGGCUUUGUUACAACCUCUAUCAUAUCAACAUUUUUUAAUUGAAUGGACAUUACAAACUUAUGCAUCCAAAGCUGCUUAAUAAAUAUAAUUUUUAUUAUUAUUUUCAUUAUGAAAUUGUAAAUAAAUUUAAAUUUAAUAUACAAUGUCAUAAUAUAAAUGUAAACAAAGUAAUAAAUAUCUAUUUAAUGUUUA
Apis cerana (Asiatic honeybee) is the source of this 1316-nucleotide messenger RNA. RefSeq names its product integrator complex subunit 15. The record is from RefSeq and is a predicted model, not a curated record. NCBI's taxonomy places the organism in Eukaryota, Metazoa, Arthropoda, Insecta, Hymenoptera, Apidae.